GGGAGAGGCAUAGUGAUUUCUAUGGAGAUAUGAAGUCUUUUCUCCGUCAGCUCCAUCCAAAGGCAUCUAUAUUCAGACCAACUGGGACCAGCAACAAUUUACAAUGAUGUGCUGUGAGUUUCAGUUCAGAGGCCAUUCCAAAUGGCAUUGGGUUUGGAGGGCCAGUUAAUCACUUUGGCCAUGUUCCUCUCAGCAGGCUUUGAUCAGGGACACACUUUCUCUUGCACAACAUUCAACAGCCCUUGCCUUUCAAAGAACAGUAAAAUCUGCCCAGAACUGAUAGAAUGCUGGGGAAUUGUGAGAAAAGGAAAACAAGAAGAAAGACAAGAUGCUCCUAAAGUUACUGUGUUAGAAAGGUUUAAGGAGGACCAGAAUAUGCUCAGUGUGGUAGGGAUUGCAAAUGCUAGCGAGUAAAUGUGAUCAUCUUUGGCCUUCACUUUUGGAUGUGGCUUCAACAUUCGGAUCAGUGCUUAAGAUUCAUUUUCAUCAUUUUUGCAAGUUUGAAUGCAGCAACUUCGGCGGUAACACUCAAAGCUUCAAAAUCAAAUCUAAACAAAACGGAUAUCUUAAUACAUCCUUCACACUUUGGACCUAUUCUUUACAGUCCAUUUGUGCUUCGGUUGUCAUUUUCUUUGCAGCAUAUAGUAACAUCUCUCUCUAACUGUUCAGCACCUCCUUCACCAGAAUCACCACAGCUUCUUCUUUAGACUUUGCUGGAGGUUCUGCAACAUCAAGGUAGCAUCUAACGUAGACUUUAUCUUUA
Messenger RNA from Rubroshorea leprosula, 763 nucleotides. NCBI's taxonomy places the organism in Eukaryota, Viridiplantae, Streptophyta, Magnoliopsida, Malvales, Dipterocarpaceae. The record is from the annotation of a GenBank genome assembly.